Molecule: messenger RNA, 951 nt
Organism: Clonostachys solani
Lineage: Eukaryota; Fungi; Ascomycota; Sordariomycetes; Hypocreales; Bionectriaceae
Source: the annotation of a GenBank genome assembly
AUGACGAAGCUUCUCUAUCCCACCUCGCUCGUCCUCGACGUAGCCUCCCUCGAGGGUUACUCCGUCCAGCUCGUCCCCUACGACGUCAAGGCUCCCCAGAUUCCUGCUGAGCACCACGAUGCCACCAUCCUCGUCACAUGGACCAACACCCCCGACAACCUUCGCUACGCCCAGGCCAACCUCAAGAACCUGCGCUGGAUCCAGUCCCUGGCCGCCGGCCCCAAUGACGUCCUCGGCGCCGGCUUCGACACCUCCAAGGUCACAGUCACCACUGGCUCCGGUCUCCACGACCGCACCGUCGCCGAGCACGCCCUCGGCCUGCUCCUCAACGGUGCUCGCCGUUUCUACGAGAUGCGUGACUUCCAGCUCCAGAACAAGUGGCCCGCUCACCUGGGCGGCCCCCAGCCCGACCGCCCCAAGGACCGCUUCACCACCCUGCGCGAUGCCCGUGUCCUUGUCUGGGGUUUCGGCAACAUUGCCAAGUGCCUCGUGCCUAGUCUUACCGUCCUCGGCGCCCAGGUCAAGGGCGUUGCCCGCUCCACCGGCGUCCGUGACGGCGUCGAGGUCUACUCCGAGGACCACCUCGCCAAGCUGCUGCCCGAGACUGACGCUCUUGUCAUGAUCCUGCCCGGCUCCGACUCCACCAAGAACGCUCUUAACGCCGAGCGUCUCAAGCUGCUCCCCAACCACGCCUGGGUCAUCAACGUCGGUCGCGGUACCUCCAUCGACGAGGAUGCCCUCGUGGAUGCUCUGGAGAAGAACGAGAUUGGCGGCGCCGCCCUCGACGUGUUCCAGACCGAGCCUCUCCCGGAGAGCAGCCGCCUCUGGAAGGCCCCCAACGUUGUCGUCUCGCCUCAUGCUGCUGGCGGCAGGCCCCAGGACGCCGAGGCUCUGAUUACCUACAACCUGAGAAGAUUCUUGGCCGGCCAAGCUCUCAAGAACGUCAUCUGA